Lodderomyces beijingensis is the source of this 1113-nucleotide messenger RNA. Lineage: Eukaryota; Fungi; Ascomycota; Pichiomycetes; Serinales; Debaryomycetaceae. The record is from the annotation of a GenBank genome assembly.
AUGAAUUUGCUUGCGAUUGUCCUUCUUUUCUCUAGCGUUUUGGCCAAAAAGGUCUUUAUCGACAACGAUGGGUUAACAGCACCAAUUGCGCUAUUCCCACUCAAGGCAGGCUGGGAAAUCGUUGGCAUAUCUGGAUCAUUUGGCUCGGCUUCGCUAGUGGAUUCCAUGGCCCAGAUUUCAUCUGUUCGUGAAAUCUACAAUCUUACUCAGUGCAUCCCACAAUAUAAAGGGGCCAGUCAACCCUUGUUGCGUACUCCAGAAACGUUUCAAAUUUGGGAAGAAUUGUUUGGCACGUUGGUUUGGCAAGGUGCAUUCACCCCCGGCUAUCAAGAUGUGUAUACGUGGGACAAUGUCACUUUUGACGAUAGUAAAAUGGCUGCUGUAGCUUUGAUCGAUGCAGUUAAAGCCAAUAAGGAUACUGACCCUGUUUACGUUUAUGCUGCAGGCAUGAUGACUACAAUUGCCCAGGCUAUCAGUUUGUAUCCUCCUUUGGUCAACGAGUCUGCUGGGUUAUACAUCAUGGGUGGAUACUUCGAUACUCAGUAUGCUGCUGGCACGGGAGCACCCAUAAUUAACGAUAUCAACACAGAUAUCAACUUGAUGGACGAUCCGGAAGCAGCCCAGAUUGUAUUCACUGCUGGGUGGAAAAAGCUCGUUAUUGGUGCCAACGUCACAAACUAUCUAGUUCCAAGUCAAGCACUUUACGACAGAAUUCUUGCUCGUGCAGACUUGACGGUUGAACAGUUGGCCGAGAUCCCAUAUUUCCAGCAACUAAGCACCUUGUUGGCUACUGGCAACUAUACUGAAAAUAAUGACCAACAAACGUUGCCAUUCUGGGAUGAAGUUGUCCUGGCAUUCAUGGUUUUCCCCGAUUUGAUAGAGAGUUCAACGGAUUUCAGUGUUGCUGUAGACACCCAGUUUUACUCUCCAUUUUACGGAUCAUUGAGAAUCUGGGGCCACGAGUUUGCCCCAAAGGGAGUCAAGACUGGUAAUGCCACAAUCAUUAAUCUGAUCAAUGACGAUAAAUUUUAUGAUUUAUUGAUUGACGUUUAUUUUGAUGACUUUAGAUCAUACUGCCACGAUCAAUCAAUCUAUGAAUACCAAUUUGAUUAA